AAACCGAAUGACACAAAAAUAGCUCGGUCGGCAGAUGUCCGCUUAUAUCAAUUGCAGACAUUUAAUAUUUUCAAAACUAUGAUUCACAUAUUGCCCUUCAUUUUACAAAUACCUGGAAUGCUUUCGAUGUUUAUUUCGGCUGUACUAACGGCUUCAAGCGACAUUUUUCAUUUUGCUACAAAAUCAAAAUGGCGGAAUGUUAAACUUUCCAAAUCGAGGCGCUAAUCAUAACAUUAAGCACCCGGAUGUAAACGUUUUAAUAAUGCAGACGACAAAUUCAGCAGUCGAUGUUUAUUUUCGUUCAACGAAAUAGAUGUUUGAUAGAAACAGCUUGCAUUAAAGUAUAUGUAAACAAUUGUGAACCUUAAUUAUUUAUGGUGAACAAUUGAGCACAAUGUUCUAACAGAAACUUAGUCCCUAAUGGCGUCUGGAUCAGAUACUGAUAGUCAAACCUUUGAGAAAUGGUACGAUCAUGAGAUGGCAAAUGAACCCAAAGCGGACAGUGACCUUGACACUAAAAAUGAGAAAUUUGUUGAAGAUUUCUCUUGGUCAGUUAACGAUAAAGACAAUUAUAUGCAGACUGAACAUUCAGGAUCAGCUAGUCCAAGUGAGAGCAUGCCACUUUCUAUGCCCAAAAACUGGAUGCAAGUAGAGCGACUAAAGCAAUUACAAAAGCAAAUGAUGAAACAGGAGAUGUUUUUCAAUUACAAACAAAUAAAGAAAGAAAGUCAUGACAAUACUGAAAGCCCUUAUUCAUUUUCUGCUCAUGAUACUUCAGAUACUGAACACAUGCAGAGUGAAAGUGAUGAAUUUAGUUUUGAAGAUAUAGAUACUCCACUGUAUAUUGCUGAUGUUCCACAGUUGGAUGAUGAAAAGACUAUGUGCGGUUAUGACGGUGAUACAGAUGAUGGUCAGUGGUUCAAUGGUCCUAAAACCAAAAGCAAACUUAAGCCACACACACAUAAAAAAAGAAACCAAAACAAACCAUGUUCCAAUGUAAAACGUUCUAAAAAAGAAAAGAAGACGGCAAUUAAGGAAGAAAUAGUUGGUUUCAAUGACAGUUAUCCAAGCCAUCACCAAGAUAUAAGUGUAUCACAAGAUUUAGAACCAUUGUCAGCCAUAGCUAUAAACAACUCAUUAAAAACUGUGAUUGCAUCAAUUGGUCUGGAGCAUGUUUAUAUGUCAGUAGAGAACAAAGAAAAACCACUUUGGGCAAAAGGUAUUGGUGAUGGUUAUAAAGGAGCCAGUCCUGAUGUAAACAGAACUGUCACUGCACCGUCUAGCAAAGAGCGAUUUGCUUUUAAUGUAAUUGAUGAACUUAGAAAUACUCUUCAUAAGCGAAUGUCUAUUGAACAGGAGAGUUUUAUUGUGUCGAAAUGUACUAAUGAACAGAUCGGUAAUAAAACAAAUGUAAUAAAGAGUGCAGAAAAGGAAAUAAAACCACAAAAUCAAGGUUAUGAAAACCAUAUGAGCAAAAAAAGUCCUUCUUUGACAAAUGUAUCUGACUGUCAUACUUUGUCUGCCCAACAUUACUUGGAACAGUUGAGUAGAGAAAAUUGCAAAUUAAUUGGAAAAUUAAGCAAUGUGGCUUCAAUUGAAGAAAGUUCAUGUCAUCAAGAUAUUCAAACAGUUGAUAGGCAGAUUUCCAAAUUUGAAACACAACAUCCUGAUGAUGAGAAAAAGCUUGAAAUUCUAAGAAGAGAAAUGUCUAUUAAAAGAAAUUUACUGGAAUAUCUGAAAAGGCUUAAAGAUAAAAGCAGUGCACAUGCCAACACAAGUCAAUCAAGUACUGAAGAUAUCAAUGAAAAAUUACUUAAUACUUUGCCAAGUAUGAAUUCAGCUAUGAGAAUGGCAUUGAUUAGUCAGCUGAAGGAAUCAUACCAAACUAAGAAUCCGGUUAACAUAUGCAGCAAAGAGAAAAAUGUACUGAAAGUUGAUUACUUAGAAGACCCUCCAAAGAUUACCGCAUUAAUUAAACAAGAAGUACAUAAUGAAGGGCUACGUGAGAAUACAAGUAGUGCCGAUCAGAAAAUUGCUGAAUGUGGACUAUCUUCACUAAGUCCUAAUAACAAUCAAAGCAACUUAGAUGUUGUAUUUCAGCUGAAUAAAAGUGUUCAAUAUCAGACACAAAAUGAUAAACCUGCUAGCACACAAUACCCUCUUUUUAAUGAACACUCGAGUGAGUGUGAGAACAGUAGCAGAACAAAGACGGAACAAAAUCAGACUGAAUACAAUCAGAUACUUCAGGAGCAAAAAAAUAUUUUACCUUCUAGGAAUAUGGCUCUGUCUAAUAGCUUGCUUCCAUCUAUUGUUUCCAUGAGUACAAACUCCAGUGUUUCACUAUCUCAGACUUCAGGGCAAAGCUUAAGACCAUUAUUCAUUUUGGCAGACAAAAAAUGCAUUUCAUCAACAGGAAUGGUAUCUUCUGUUAACACUGUGGUUCGCCAUCCUGUUGGUUUAACACGCAUGGUUGGAAAUGGUAAGCAACAGUUUCUCAUUUUUUCAGCACCUUCAUCAACUUUGGCUGAUAUGCAAAAGUCAUUGUCACUUACUUCUGCAUGUUCUUCAAUUCCGAUUGCAAGAGUAGCAGUUGCUCCUUCUCAGCCACUAACUUCUUUGCUUGCCUCAACUAAAAGUCCCAUGUGCAGUGUCGGUCUAUCUUCUAGUGACUGCAAAGCAUUGCCAACAUCUUUGUUGAGUAUCCCAAUUGUUAAUGCCCAGGAGAGUGCAAGUGGUAUUCAAAGUACUGACAGAGCAUCAAUGGCAGCCCCAAAUGUAUUUACGCUUGUUAAUCAAACUGGAAAUCACGUUUUGUUGAAGUGCCCUGUAAUUCUACAAAAUCAAAACUAUAAACCAGAAACUUCAGGAUCAGUAGGACAAGGCUCACCACAAGAUUUGUCUGCAGGAAAUAAAAGUUCUGUUAACCAGUUUCUAACACAAGUUUCAAAUUUUGCAAACGUGUUAAAUGGCCAACCAGUUACUGCUGACAGUCAGCUGCUGCCAGUAGUUAGUGCAAGUAAAUCUUCUGCAGUUCCCAAUAAAACUUCACCAGCAUCAGUUAUAAGCUCCAUGGAUAGUUAUAUUACUGUGUCCAAAAAGAAAAGAGACAAAACUAAACCGGCAGUUAAGACUGAGAAAUUGAAAGUAGAAGAUCUUAACAAGGAGAAGAGAGCUUGUUUAAAAGACAAACCAACUGCAAAUGGACAAAUGCGUCCACAAAAGCAGAAACCAUCAAAGAGUACAUCCGAUUAUAAGUCAUUAGGUCAUGAAGGUAGUGGGCAGAGUGUACAUUUCAUCUGCCAAAAGCCAAUUACUGACAUUAUUGAAGCACCACCUACAGAUGUGCCUCCCGUGCCGUUUGUGGAUUUCCCUGCUAGAAUUGUUAUCACAAAGGUAGGGAACAAGCCACAGAUUGUAGCAUCUCCACUGAAGGUGAAAUCUAUAACACAAAUGGAAGACUGCACUGAUGAUGAGAAGGAAUCAUCUGACAUAUCACUUAAAGAGCCUAUUAAAAAUAAAGAGCAAACAGAUUCUAUUAAUAUGUUGUUGAAUCCACAACUGCUCAACAGCUGUUAUGGAGAAAAAAAUCAGUGUACUGAUGAAAGCCUUAUGACAGGGAGUAAGUCGCCUAAACUAGAUGAAGCAAGCCCUGCGCCUGUUUCCAAUGACAUUGAAAUAGCAUCAGAAAUAUCACAACUUACAAACAAGGCAUCUUUCAAGCGAAAAACACAACUAAUUGAAACAUACUUGAUGUCAAACAAAGCAUCUGAUGUACCUAACACAGAUGACAUGCAAACUCCAGAUAUCAAUGGUAGAUUAGACAAUUCUUCAAAGACUAAUGUAACACGUGAUAAAGCUGAUAGUAAUAAUGCAGCUGAUUGUAUCAUGAAGAAUCACAGUAUAGCUAACAUGAAAAGUGACGAAUCAGUGCAGAAAUCAAACUGUCUUAGUAAUGAAAAAACAAAGUUGCCACAGGAUUCAAAUUCUUCAGCUUCACAACCAUCAGUGACACCCAACACACCAAGUGGCAAGAAGUUCAUAAAGACAAAAUUCAUCAUUUUGAAAGGUGAGAUCUGUGACCGAUGGCUUCAGGUGAAGAGAAGGACGGGGUUUGGGGACAUGUCAGACCCCACGUUUGUCCACUACCUGCUGAGACUGGAGGAGGCCAGGCAGGUGCAUGUCAAUUCUGAUGCUAGCUGCCAGGGCUGUCCUUAUAUCUCUCCGAAGGAAGCAGUUUCUGACCAUAAUAACAACCCAUUGGUGGUAGAGACUGGACCAGCAAGUCUUCAGCAAACUCCAAACUCUCCUUCCAAAACUGUUAAUGUCGUUGAUGGAACAAGCAGACCAUCUUCAGUAACAGAGUUGCAAGCCAACAAUACCGCAUUAAAGACCUGUACAGGUGUUAAGAGACAACUGGAGGGCAUGUACAAGGUUGGCUGCGCCCCUGCAAAGAAGGCAAAAUUUUACUCAAAUGCUACAGAGAAACAAAUGUCUUGGGCUAAAGAGGUCUUUAGAGAUUUUAUGCGAGAGAUUGGACUGAAUUGCACAGACUUUGAACAUCAGACCCCCAGCUGGAUUAACAGGCAGCUAUGUUGUUUCUACAUGCAUGCCCGCAUGCUUGACGGCAGCUUGUUCUCUGUGGAGGACCUGCAGACAUUCAGGCGUGCCCUGUCGCUCUACCUGUCCUCCCUACCCAGUGGCAACCACGUGACUGUAAGCAUCGCUCAGGACAUUAAUUAUGCAGACUCCAACACAGUCCUGGCCAAAGUCAUGUCAGAAAGGCUUCUCAAGCCCAGCUUUGAUGAUCUUGCCAUGCCAGCAGUUAUCACCAACAGUGACAUGGAGAAACUGUACAGGUCAGAAACAUUGUCUGAUAAAAAUCCUGUUGCCCUCUCCUGGAAAGUCUGGUUCGAUAUUGUGUACCAUCUAUGCAGGGGGAAGAUGCCAAGAUGUGUGCUGAGAAACCUGAAAAAGCAGGAGUUGGUGCUUCAAAGUGAUGAACAUGGCGUGUACUAUUCAUUCUCAGUGAUAGGCUAUCUUAGUGAUGAACAGCUGUUAAAAAUGUACGCCACCCCUGGAGUCCCCGAGAAAUGUCCGGUGCGGACAACCUCUCUGUAUAUCUCCAAGCUGCAUGAGAAGUGUGAGGCGUUGUUCCAGUACCCUUGCCGUAACUGGACUGCACAGAUCAGCCAGUGGUACACACCCGAGCCUGUCUGCAGGGAUAAGCUGGAUCAGAUGAUGCAGAGGAUCUCCCUGCAUGCACAUCUCUCCCAUGUUUACAGCAACGAAAGCGUUAUCUACACAGCCAGAAGAAAGGCUGUGAGAUCAUGAACUAAAAUCUACAUGUACAUUGCCUGGGAAAAGUGUGCUAUUUACUACACAUAGUGUCAUUCUCUUUGACAAGAAAAAAAAAUUGAGCUUUGUCCUAGAAUUAACAUUUACACUUGCAGGAAAAGUGUGCUAGAUACUGGUACUUGAAAUGAAGAUAAGUGUGCUAAAUUCUUAAAGUGUCAUUUACACUAACAUAAAAUAUGUUCCGAAUAUUUAAAAUGUCAUUCACUCUGCAAAAAAAGGCGUGCUACAUACUAGAUGUGUGAUUUACACUGCAAGGACAAAGUGUGCUGAAUUCUAUAGAAACCUUAUACUGCCCAAACAAACAUGCCUACUUGUUAAAAGGAUGUCCUUUUCUGAUGGAAUAUAUGUGCUUCUAGUGCUAAUGGGUUUUAUCUUCUGUCAUCUUAAGCUCCAAAAUGUUUUUAAUGACUUCAAGGUUUUCAUUUUUUGAUUUAUUACAUAAGUCUUUAUUUAAAUAUUUGUCAUUUAGUACAAUAAUAUACCCAAACCAUGUGAGAUAUAAAACCUCCAUUAUUUGUUUAUUUGAAAACACAUAUGGGUGUGAUUACGUUAAUAUUUAACUGUUAUGUUUGUUAAAUAUUUGUAUUUGCCUGUCAACUACUUAAGGUAAAUAUAACUAUUACUGCAGUCAGUAGCAAGUGUUGCAUUUGUAUUUUUAUGUCCCCACCACUAUAGUGUUUUUUCCCUGUUGGUUUGAGUCAAACUUUAAUAUUUGCAAUAACUUUUGCAUUAUUGAAGAUAGCAACUUGAUAUUGGCAUGCAUGUGUAUCUCAUGGAGCUGCACAUUUUGAGUGGUGAAAGGUCAAGGUCAUCCUUCAAGGUCAAAUAUAUUGGUAAAAAUCGCUCAUUUAAUGUACACUUGUGGAAUAUUGAAGAUAGCAACUUGGUAUUUGGCAUGCAUGUGUCUCUCAUGAAGCUGCAGAUUUUGGUGUGGUGAAAUGUCAAGGUCAAAGGUCAAAUAUAUUAGGGAGACAAAGUGUUUCACAAACAUCUUGUUUGUCUUCCUGUUGUCUACCUUAAUUAUGUAAAUUAAGAAAAGUUAUUCAACAGUAAGAAUAAAAGUAUGUAUUUCUAUGGUGUUAUAUUUUAUAAGUUCUUUUCUGUGCAUGGAUGUAAUUUAUUUUAUUGCUAUGCUAGAAGUCAAACUAUUUAUCUUUGUAGAUUGAGCUUUGACACUUGUUACCCUCUGUGUAAAGAGAAUAUAGAAAUCCUGUAUUUAAUUGUUCUUUACUAGAUUGUAGUGUACAUGUAUUGACUUCUUUGCGUUCAGUCAUAUUUAAUUUGUAUUGUUGUUAUGAAAAAAUAAUACAAAGUCAGACUUUUAAUAAAGAUGUUAAACAAUAUAAAGCGCCUGCAUUUUUUCAAUGUUCAAUAGGUCGCCGUGGUGUAAUGGAUAAGGUGUACGCCUAGGGACCGGGAGGUCACGGGUUCAUCAUUGUGGGAGCGUUCUUUAGAUUUACCCCAAAGACACCAAGUACUGGUUCUAGGCCCAGGAAACGGACUCGGGAGCUUUUAUAUAAGCCUUAGGCUUUGGAUGCAAUAGAGCUCAAAUAAAUAGGUUGAAACUUCUUUUUUUUUCAAUUUAUUGUUGUUCAUAGGCAUAUAAAUAUUAACUUUGAAUUUUGAUGCAAUCCGAAUCGUUAGAGCUGCAUCAUGCAAAAAUGGGUCUUAUUUAAAAAGCUGCCAGCUUAGCUCCUGACUAAAUUUGCAGUCUGGUCAGGAGCUAUCCUGUCUGCUGAUGAGAUCACAGAACUUUUAAAGUGGACAAGGUAGUUCCUACCAGUCUAAGACCCCAUUUUGUAUGACUAAGCACAUUUACUGAAUCAAGAGUCUAAGUAGUUGUUAAUAGGCAUUAAUCAUGUAGAUUAACUAAGAGCUUUUCUCUUGCCUGGUGAAGAACAAGAGUGCAAAAAAAAUUUUGACUAUUUUAUUUGUAAUCAAUAAACUCUGUUUUCUUAUGCUAAGCUUAGAACCAGAAAUACGUUUUGCAUUCUUUAUUGAGUAAUUUAACAAAGAUUGUUGUUUUUCUAGUCUCUACAGAAAUCAAUAAGCAUUGUCUUAGAAACAAACAUACAUGUUAACCUUGCUGAAUUGUC
This is a messenger RNA of Dreissena polymorpha, 7451 nucleotides long. RefSeq lists its product as uncharacterized. The record is from RefSeq and is a predicted model, not a curated record. NCBI's taxonomy places the organism in Eukaryota, Metazoa, Mollusca, Bivalvia, Myida, Dreissenidae. The coding region runs from base 421 to 5331 and encodes 1636 amino acids. The transcript is spliced from 7 exons.